Macadamia integrifolia is the source of this 2457-nucleotide messenger RNA. RefSeq lists its product as uncharacterized. The record is from RefSeq and is a predicted model, not a curated record. Bases 110 to 2242 code for a protein of 710 amino acids. NCBI's taxonomy places the organism in Eukaryota, Viridiplantae, Streptophyta, Magnoliopsida, Proteales, Proteaceae. The transcript is spliced from 3 exons.
CUCGUAGAAUAACUAAGCAUAUGAUCUGUGGAAGUUAGGACUACUAGAGACCAUCCUCAAAGUGAGGAAUGCAAUCUGAUUGAUAUCUGAAGAAGGGCAGAAACUAACAAUGUUGUACACCCUUAUUAGCACUCAGCUCCUUGUGGAGAAGAGAAGUCGGUUAAUUUCCACCCUCUCAGCAAAGGCUCAGAAGCUCUGGAACAGAUGGGAGCUUCGUUUGGCAGUUCUACUUAGCCUCUUCUUUCAAAUCCUUCUCAUCUUGUUGGGCGAUAGCAGAAGGAACAACAAAAGACUUUGGGUACAAAUCGUUCUAUGGAUCGCCUACUUGUGUGCGGACUGGGUUGCAGCUGUUGCCCUUGGCAUCCUCUCCCACAGUACAGACCAAACCGAAGCCAACUUACUGCCACCCUUCUGGGCACCAUUUCUUCUAUUGCACCUAGGCGGUCCAGACACCAUCACUGCCUUCUCCUUAGAAGAUAAUGAGCUGUGGUUAAGGCACUUACUUGGACUUGGCGUCCAAGGCAGCAUCGCAUCUUACGUCUCCUACAGGUCCUGGACUGGUACUCUGAUCUCAAUUCUUUCAGUCCUCAUGUAUGUUCCUGCAAUUGUCAAGUAUGGUGAGAGGACAUGGGUUCUUAGUUCAGCAAGCAAGGAGCACCUUAGAGACUCUAUGCUUAGUCCCCCUGAUCCAGGCCCAAGUUAUGCCAAAUUCAUGGAUGAAUACAAUUGUAAGGAGGAGGAUGGGUUUCGAGUGACCAUUAAUGGAAGAACUGAAGAAAGUCCACAGACCCCGCCGGCAACUGAUGAUCGAGUCAGCCCUCCCAGCACCUCCUCAACAACCAAAAAUGAUAGCAAUGACAACGAUGUUGAUGUCGAGAUUUUGGUUACAGCACAUAAGUUCUUUGAGAUAUACAGGCGUCUCUUUGCAUUUCUCAUUCUCAGCUUCGAUGAUUGGGAAGAAAGCAAAUCAUUCUUCCAACAAAUUUCUUAUAAGGAGGCUUUCAACUUGAUCGAUAUUGAACUGGGAUUCAUGUUCGAUGUGCUUUACACCAAGGCACCCGUAGCUUAUUCUAUCACAGGCUCCAUUCUACGGUCAAUUAGUUUCACCCUUACCAUCAUUGUGUUUGUUAUGUUCAUGUAUCUUGACAAGCACCAUCAUCCACCCUCCGAGGUGAUUAUAACAUAUUUAUUGCUCUCUCUGGCCAUUGUUCUUGAGAUUUAUGCCGCCAUCAGACUAAUUUCCUCCGAUUCGGCAUUACUCUGGCUAAAUGAGAGAGGCUUGCUGGGUAAGCGUCCAGCUAACUUACUCCUGAAAUAUUGCCGGUGCAGAAGGACAAGGUGGUCUAAUUCUGUCAAACAAUACAAUCUGUUACGCGUUUGGCUCAAGGAUGAUAAACCUGCAGUAUUGUUAGAUAACAGAAUUUGUAAGUACUUUAACAAGCUAUUGAAGGCCUUGCCCAUCCACAAAAAGCUAAAGAAGUACCGUUAUACAACCUAUAAGAAGGUCCCAGAUGAUUUGAAAGAAUUUAUCUUCCAACAGCUCCGCAUCAAAUCAGACAAGGCCAUCAAUUUCACAGCAGCAAAGGAGCUAUGCAAAUGUAGAGGUGGUGAGGUACUAAGGUCCAUGGAUGUCCAUGGUUUGCUCAAGUGGAGUAUCGAUGAUGUGGAAUUUGAUCAAAGUAUUCUUAUUUGGCACAUUGCUACAGAUCUCUGCUAUGAUCAGUCCAGAUCUGAUUCUACAUAUAACAAAGAAAGAGAGAUAAGCAAGCUAUUAUCAGAUUAUAUGUUGUACCUUCUAAUAGUGUGUCCUUUUAUGUUGCCUGAAGGGAUUGGGGAGAUCAGGUAUCUAGAUACCGAGGCAGAAGCCAUGAAUUUCUUCAGUGAGAAAAAAGAAGAUCUCAAAAGGAAAAGACCUUCUCAAGUGUUACUGGAAGUGAAGACAGAUAUUGCACCUAUUGAAGUGAAAGGUCCCAAAAGCAAGUCUGUACUAUUUGAUGCAUGUAGGCUUGCCAAUCAGUUACAAAAGGGUGAGAAAAUAAAAGAUAAAUGGAAGAUAAUUAGUUGUGUGUGGGUGGAGAUGCUAUCAUAUGCUGCAGUUCAAUGCAAAGGACCAAAUCAUGCUCAACAACUUGGACAAGGUGGAGAACUUCUGACUCACGUUUGGCUUCUUAUGGCACAUCUGGGUAUAACAGAACAAUUCCAAAUGCCUACGGGCUUUGCCAGGAAGUUGACAUACAUAUAGAUGGUUAGGCUAUUUUGAGUUUUGAGUUUGAGUUUGAUUUUGAAUUCUCCUCAUUAAUCUUUUAUAUGUCAGCUUCUUGCCAAGUGAGUUUAGGAUCUUGCUUGGUGUACUUAUGGUGUGUUUUAAUGUACUGUAACAUCUCUCUCAAGUAAACAGAAUGUCUCAUUUGCUUAUUAUAAAUAACCAAAUAAAGGGAAUUACCAUAGAUAUCGAAA